AUGAAUUUUAUAUAUUUUUGUAGAACGGUAAUGAGUGCAUUUCUACGUAAUGGCGGUGUUGACCGUAAGGAGUAUGUAUAUCAACCACUGCAACCUUCUGAGGAGAUCAUUGAGCUUCAUGAAAUCGAUGAUGAUUUGUUUAAUAAUACUGACAAGAAUAACCUACAGAUUAAAGAUGAAACCAAUGAAUCUGAAGAGAGUUUCACAGUUGAAGAGGCCAUUAACCACUUAGGAUUCGGUCCUUUCCAGAUUCAGCUUAUUGGACUUGUUGGCAUGUGUUCGAUGGCCGAUGCAAUGGAAGUGAUGAUGUUGAGUAUCAUUGCUCCAGAAUUACGGUGCGUCUGGAAGCUACCCCGUUGGCAAGAGGCGCUCAUUACCACUGUUGUAUUUGUCGGCCAGUUCUUUGGUGCUUCGCUUUGGGGACAGUUCUGCGAUAAAUUUGGACGUAAAAAAGGUUUGAUAGCAUGUUCUAUAUGGAUUUUCUACUACGGCCUUUUGAGUUCCAUUGCUCCUAAUUAUGUUUGGUUUUUGUGUAUGAGAAUGUUGGCCGGUUUUGGCAUAGCUGGCGGCAAUCAAGGAGCCACAUUGAAUUCCGAAUUUUUGCCGUCCAAUGUCAGAGGAAAGUGUCUAGCCUUAAUGGGGUCAUUCUUUGCCAUUGGAUCUAUUGGCAUUGCCCUUUUAGCCUUAGUUACCAUGUCAACUCUUGGGUGGAGAUGGAUGCUUGCUCUCUCUGGGAUUCCUCUGGCAUGUUUCAUUUUAAUGUCAAGGUGGUUGCCAGAAAGUGCACGGUAUUGCAUGCUGUGUGGUAAAACAGCUGAAGCAUAUUACACAUUGAUGAAGGUUGCCAGGCUUAAUAAGAAAUCAAUGCCACCAGGUUUUCUGAAGCCAAUUGAAGCAGCACCACGUGGGAAAUAUUCAGAUAUGUUUGAAACCAAAGAGAUGGGAAUAACCACUAUACUUCUAUUCUAUAUUUGGUUUACAGCUGCAUUUGCAUAUUAUGGUUUGGUGCUAUUCACAACAGAGUUCCUUACAAAAACUGUAGAUAACACUUGUUCAAGAAAAACAUUAGAAAGUUUAUCAAGGGGUUGUAACUUUUGGUGUGAAAGAAUGGACACUCAAGAUUACAUAGAUUUUAUUAAGACUACAUUUGCAGAAUUUGUUGGUAUAUUCUUUAACAUAGUCGUCGUUGAUAUACUUGGACGCAAACGAACACUUUCACUUGUUUGUAUGUUAUUUUGUGUAUUUUCAUCGCUGCAGUUCUUUUGUUUAUCAAGGACCAAUAUGGUAAUUUUUUUAUUUUGUGCAAGAGGUUCUGUAUCAGCUAUAUUUAAUGUGGUGUUUAUUUAUACUCCUGAAGUAUACCCAACCACUAUCCGUGGAUUAGCACUAGGUACUUGUAGUACAGUUGCUAGAGUCGGGGCUAUUGUGACUCCAUUCAUUGCGCAAGUAUUAAUGGAAGUCUCCCCUACGCUUGCCAUAGGGAUCUAUGCUGGAAGUGCUCUCCUUGCCAGUAUAUGUGCACUUCUCUUGCCGAUCGAAACAACAGGUCGCUCUAUGAAGAAUAAAAUUGACAUAAUUGCUGAUAUGGACAGUGAGCAGGAAGACUCUGAAGAUGAGAUAUGAUGGAUGAACUGUGAUCAAAUUUGCUUUGAUUUUGAUAUCUUUUAUAGACUCUUGAAGCAGGGCACUAACUCUGAGAUUGCAAUGCAACGGUGCGCGCACAGCCAAUCAGUUCACACUACCAACGACAAUCAGCAGAUGGUGUUGUAUUGUCUAGCAUUCACAGGGAGCCGAGUUGGUUUCAUCGUCAUUUUUUCGUGAGAAACACACUUGGUAUAACCACGGAAAGCCAAAGACAGUGGGGAGUCAUUUUAAUGGUGGUUGCACUUCUCAGGCAUAUUACACAGAAGACCAACAGUUUAAAUGCCUCACCUGAAAGACAGUGCACGCACUAUUUUCAUAACUUGUAUUUCAGCCCUCAAGCUUCGAUACAAGAGUAGCAGAAGGAAUUAAAUCAGGGACCAAAGGUAAAAAUUUCCAUGGUUCAGCGCACACACAGUGGCUGCCACCAGUUUAGCCGAAUGACCUAACCUGUUCUCAUUUCCUCCAGUACUAAAAUCAUGUGGUAUGCAUUCCCAAUAGCUAUUGGAUGAAGAUAGUGUAAUUUUAUUCCUUAUAUAGUAAAUAGCUAAAAAAUAACUUUACUUACACUUUACAUGUUUUAUACUUAGGCAAGUUAAUACCUUUUAAUUAAACAAUUAUUUUCAUAAAUCUUACCAUUCCUAUAUUUUUUAAAUAGGCUCUUAUUUAAGGUAAUACUGAUAAUUAAUUACAGGGUAUUUAUUUAAUCGAUCUUUUUAUAUGAGCAAUUCUUCGAUUUUUAUAGCAGAUUUUACUACACACAGUUUAUCCAUAAUAUUAUCAAUAUUUAUUCUUAUAUAUUUAAUUGCCUUAUAUUUCUAAUUAUAUACAUAUACAUCUAUUCAUAUGUUUAUAUUGUUGUUUGUAAAAAAUAAAAUAUAUUCACAUUUAUAUUUACUCUGCCUUUUUACACUGUAUUGGCAACACUGCAAGAUGGUUUAAAGGUUGACCAUGGUUGUAAUUUAUUUAUGUGCACAAUGAAUAAUAUUUAUUCUUAUUUCUACUUCAAGAUCUUUUUUCUGUUUCUAUGAAAAUUAAUUUAAAACAAAAAUGUUUGAGCUUUGUAAAGGAUUACUGUUAAGGAACAAAUUAUGAUGUCAUGAAAUUAUGUAUUUAUAAAUCGGAUGUUUUACUGUAAUUUCAAAACUAACAAGCAAUGUACUGGCAAAAAUUCACUUCAAGGUUUUAAUUCAUUAUAAAUAAUUUUUCAAUUUCACUAUUUACAUAAGUAUUUUAUUUAAAAAAAAUGAUCAAAUGAAAUGUUCAGUUUAUUCACAUUUUAUAUAUUGAACUUUUUACAUUAAAAAUAUUCAUAACAAGGAAAUGGAAUUAACUACAAGAUUCAUUGAAUACAAAAGCCAUGUUCACAACCAUUGCUACAACAUUGGUUUAUGUGUCCACACUAUCCAAUUUUAUGUGACCAAAUGUGAUACUCCCAUAUUUGGGUGUAAUAUAUGCAGGAUUGGGGCUGCUGAUAGGGGUCGUGAAGCUCAAGUGGGGGAUCGAUGAUCAGUUGAGAGGGCACUAAAUCACAAAAUAUGGUGAUUUUACGUGCUUUUUAACAACUUGAACCAUGAUUUUUGUGGGAGCGCGAUUAAUUCUUGGAGGGGCAUGCAC
Molecule: messenger RNA, 3258 nt
Organism: Anneissia japonica
Lineage: Eukaryota; Metazoa; Echinodermata; Crinoidea; Comatulida; Comatulidae
Product: synaptic vesicle 2-related protein-like
Exons: 14
Coding region: 1-1623 (540 amino acids)
Biological process (GO): transmembrane transport
Cellular component (GO): membrane
Molecular function (GO): transmembrane transporter activity
Source: RefSeq, a predicted model, not a curated record